GCAAUUUUAGUAAGAACUAGCCACAAAUAUAUCAAGCUUUUUCGUGGUCUCCAUUCCGUGUCUUGAUGGAAAUACAUAAUAUCAGACAAACUCCCAGCGUUGAUCGAGGCCUCUUGUAUACAGCAUCAAAUCCAAACACAGCCUGCUCAACACAACUCUCUCGCCUCAACCACCACACGAAAAUACCACACUCUGCACUCAGUCGAUUACAAAACACCGGCCAACAUGCAGUUCCGCGCCUCCCUUGUUGCCGCCGCCGGCCUGUUCGCUAUGGCCAAUGCCCGUAUCAGCGGAAUCGCCUUCCCCGAGACCGUUAAGGCCGGUGACCAGGUCAAUGCCAUCAUCGAGACCGAGGGCUACAUCCAGUCCGUCCAGGACAUCGCCAUCGCCUUCGGCAUGGCUCCCGAGACCUCCGCCCACCCCGGCACCCUCGGCCAGAAUGUGCUGGGCUCGUUCUACCUCGGACCUGAUAAGUCCAACACUGUCGAGAAUAUCACUCAGUCCGUAACCGUCCCUGCCGGUCUCGCUGCCGGCCAGUACGUUUUCGCCGCUGGCCUGUACAGCUUGUAUGGUGCCUCGUCGUCCACGACCUUGUCCAACUACAACGUUACCAUCACCGUUGGCGACGCGACGAGCGAUUCCUACGUCAGCAGCCGGCAGUAGAAAGAGCUCGGGGAGUUAUUUGAGCAGCAUGCGCAUGUGGCAUGAAAACAGCCCUGGAAUUUGUCCGCCUGGAUGGAUAAGUUGCAAGUCUUACGGAUGGAUCAUGACGGCCAGUGAGCCGUUCCGACAGAGCGCACGGCACUGUUAAUGUCGUGACAAUCAAAUGAAUAUUAAUGACUCGGGCGUUUGUAGCUUGAGCCCCUUGCGACUAGGCAAAAAAUAAUGACUAUUCCAACUGUUAAUGCGAAAGCACUUGAGGUGUUUCUCAAGAUUGGUUGCUAUUACAAAG
Molecule: messenger RNA, 952 nt
Organism: Colletotrichum navitas
Lineage: Eukaryota; Fungi; Ascomycota; Sordariomycetes; Glomerellales; Glomerellaceae
Exons: 2
Coding region: 226-663 (145 amino acids)
Source: RefSeq, a predicted model, not a curated record